Messenger RNA from Doryrhamphus excisus (bluestripe pipefish), 6963 nucleotides. RefSeq names its product leucine rich repeat containing 38b (gene lrrc38b). Lineage: Eukaryota; Metazoa; Chordata; Actinopteri; Syngnathiformes; Syngnathidae. The record is from RefSeq and is a predicted model, not a curated record. Gene Ontology annotation, cellular component: plasma membrane. Gene Ontology annotation, molecular function: protein binding.
GGAUUGUUUGAGGCUGCAAGCUGAGUCGUGCCACAGUCAGAGGCAGACGUCGGAGCGCCUCGGAGCGGCCAUCUGCAUGCAUCAUGCUCCCGCUCAGACGCUCCAUGCAUUCUCCUCAGUGCUAAUUCCCACUUUUGAACGAGGACAAAGAGGACAGCUGGGUUGUCUUUUGGGUUUUUUUUGCAGCGGCGGCAGCAGCAGGAGCAGGACACUGGGAGCUGUGCCAGGGAAUAACAAAAUAAUAACAAUAAUAAAAGGUGGGGGUGGGGAGGGGGGAUAACCUUACGGCACGCUUGAGCGAUGUUCCACGGGAUUCUCUCUCUCCUUACAAAGGCUUUUGCCGCUCACUGAUGGACUAAUGGAGGGACUCGGCGGCUUGUCAUGCUUGAAUCCCAGCUCCGAACAACCGCUGUGCCAGACCUUCUUAGUGACCGCUGCCGGACCCACUGUGGGGUAGCGUGGCGGAUCAAGGACCCCCCUUAACCUCCUCUUUCCUCCAAAACCUCAACCUUCCCUUGUCUUUACCUCUGCCUGCUUGACCGUAUUCACAUCCCUUAAGACCCCCAGAAGCAGUCUUGUGCCGCCUAAAUGAUCUCCUGGACCUCCUCGCUGCUCCGCCGUCGCCUCUUGAGCCCCUCGAUAUUUCCUACAGACAAACAUUUUCCAUCACUGGGGUUGAUCCCCCUUUCACUCGCCCUUGCCCCGCCCUCUUCCCGAUUUCCUGCCCUCUGACCCUCUUGUUUUCAUCGUCCCCCUCUCCUCUGUGCCCUCUUCAGGCCCCCCUCCCCAAACUCAUUUCACCCCCAUGACGAUGUUGCCAUGUGUCUCCUGGCUCCAGCCUAUCCUUAUGGUGCUGACCUCUGUCUUCUGGACCCGGGGGGAGAACUGCCCAGCGACGUGUUUGUGCCCGGACCCCCACACGGUGGACUGCAGUGGCCGGGGUCUGACCCACCUUCCCAAUGAGAUCCCCCUGGACGUGCGCAGGCUCCUAUUGGCUGACAACUGGAUACCCCGCAUCCCAUCCGACUUCUUGGUUCUGUAUAGUGACCUGGUCUACCUUGACCUCCGGAACAACACCCUCUCAUACAUUGAACCGGGGACACUCAGCACCUCCUCCAGGCUGGUCUUCCUGGACCUUGGCAGUAACAACUUGACAGAAAUCCCCAAGGGAACGUUUGGGGAGUCCCGUAGCCUGAUCAAGCUACGUCUUGGCAACAAUCCCUAUCUGAGCAUGGUGAACGAGGAUGCUUUCCUGGGUCUCACCUCACUCCGGGAGCUGGAACUGGAGCGCAACGCACUGUCUACCCUCAAGGUGGGGGCGCUAAGUCAGCUGCCUUCUUUGCGGGUGGUGAGGCUGGAGGGCAACCCCUGGGUGUGCAACUGCAACUUUGCCAACCUGUUUGCGUGGCUCAUGGAGAACAGUCACAAGCUUCCCAAUGGAGUGGAAGGCAUGGAGUGCUCCCUGCCCAUGGACGGACGCCGCGUGUCCCUGACCCAGCUCUCCAAGGACAGCUUCCGCGAGUGCCAGGCCAGCCUGACUCUAACGGACCUGCUCAUCAUCAUUUUCUCUGGCAUCUCGGUGUCCGUGGUGGCCAUCAUGACCAGCUUCUUUCUGGCUUCCACCGUUCACUGCUUCCAGCGCUGGAGUAAAGGCUCCAAGGGUGACGAGGAGGAGAGCGAGGAGUGACAAGGAUGUACUUUUAAGGGCUUGUCUAAUUCGACUAUUUCCAGCCUUGACAACACCUCCACGGGACAAAGUGUGCGACACUGGGCCAGAUUUAUGCUGCUUCCUCCCUGGUGAACACCAAGGACUGUUUUAUGGAAGGAUCCUAGCCUGGUACAGUUGCGGUUUUCUUUGCACACGGGCAUCUAAUUAUGGUAAGAAAAGGUACCUCCUGAGGGAUUACACGGUCGUGGGCUCCACUCGACAUGAUCUCACACUUCCAACAUAACUAGGGUAGCACUUUGUGUAGAAGAUGCAGGGAAAAACAGAGAACUUCGACUGUGUUCACACUUGUAGCUCUGUACCAUAUUCUCAUCACAUGUACGUUUUGGCCAGUAAAAACAUGUCAUAAGUAGGGGUGUAACGGUACGUAUUCAGAAAAAGAUUAGAUAGAUACCAUCUCCAGGUCAGGAGUAUUCAAGUUCAAGCACCAGGGAAGGAUGGAGGACAUGAUCGACAUAGGGAUUGGUGCAGCGUCUACAGUGAUGAGAACUCUGUUGUGGUGAAAAUGGAGCUGAGCUGGAAGGAUAGAUCGAUUUACCGGUCGAUCUAUGUUCCUACCCUCAACCAUGGUCAGGAGCUUUAGGUGGCGAUCAAAAAAAGGGCAAGAACACGGAAACAGGUGGACGAAAUGAGCUUACUUCGUAGCAAGAGUGAGAAACUUAGUCAUUCAAGAGGCUACUUCUCCUCGACAUUAGCCACGUUUACAUGAGGAGUUUUUCUCUUUCCGAAUGACCUGUCCAAAAAAAAACAGUAUACAUGGAAAGGAAUAUUCCAAUCUCGCUAUAAUCAACCAGAAUAGUCAAUGGGGCAUUCGCAGUAAAACGUAAACAUCAACAUCACGUGAUACCGACUUCCCCGGUUUUUCUUCCACGUUGGAAUAACAGUUUUUCGUUCGUCCAGUCUUGGAAUUAGUUUGGAUCAAAAACAAACUUUCUGCAGCAGUCCACUGCCGAUUGCUCGCCUCCAUUUUUAAAACCUAAGAACGUCAUAUCUGAACAUACGCUGAAAGAACGCACCCGGAUAAAGACAAAAAUUCUUGCUAAUAUUUUAUAAUUAAACUCGGGACAUGUUUUAUAUAGAUAUAUAUUUUAUGGACUUAUGAAUAAAGUAUAGAAGUGUUUAGAUUCCGUUCCAGAAACUGCGGUAAUGCACACGAAAGCUGCUUGCCAACCGCCAAUAAACAACAUAAGAAGAAAAACACAACAAAGAAGAACUUUCCGUUUGAGCGGGUACAAGAUACCUCAAUCGGAUUGGGGAAAGGAAUAUUCCACCCCUGUGAAUCCGAUUAUAUAUUCAUUCGGAUUGGCACUUUUCUUUCGGAAUGAGGUGUAUACAAAGGUUACAUUCUUUUCGUUUCAGCAAAUAAACCGAAUGGAAUUGGAAUAUUUGGGUCCAUGUAUACGUGGCUAUUGAGAGGAGCCAAAUGAGGUGGCUCGAGAAUCUGGCAUCUGGUCAGAAUGCCUCCUGGACUCCUCCCUGGGGAGGCGUUCAGGGCACAUCUGACCAGUAGAAAGCUCAGGGAAGACCUAGGACUGGUUACUGUACUGUAAAGAUUAUAGACUAUAGAACACAUGUACCGUUACACCCCUAGUCACGACAUAAUUGGAGUGACAUAUUUUGAAACUUCAAAUGUAAGCUAUAAAACAUGCACUCAUACGCAGGCUGUAGCGGACUGAGGUCAGAUUGCUUUCACACCACAGUUGCUUUGCUGUGUCCACUCCUGAUGAACCGAGGAUCAAACUAGAAAAAAUGGUGUGAAAGCAACAACGGUCCAUUUGUCUCCACAAGCACAGCAACAGCACCACAAGUUUUUUUUAUUUUUUUAUUUUUAACCGAACCAAAAAGUAUGAACACAACCUUCAAAUACCAUAAAGUCGGAUUGUGACAUUUUAACUAUCUGAAUUAUGUCAUGAAAGAUGUCAUACAGAACGGUGACCUCAGUAUUUCAACUCCUAUGACGUCAUAUCUUGUCAUUUACACGAUGUGUUUCAAGGACGUGUAAAGGACAGAUUCCAUGGUAUAUUAUAUAUAUACGAUGUAGUCACACAUGUAACGUGCACCAACACACACACAAAAAAAAAGCAUCAUAUGAAUCGAGAGAAUAUACUCUACUUUCAUUAGUGUAGAAAGAUAAAUUAGCUCUGCGUAUAAUCCUCACAAUUAGGGCAAAAUAUGGUAUUAUUAAAGAAAGCUUGCGUAGAACUAUUGUGUCAAUUAACGCACUUUAAUGGUGAAUCUAACGAUGUGACACCCCUAAUUACACCAUUCCGUCCUCAUCUGCCAAAGAGAAGUGGAAGUGGAUUAUUUAUUGAAUUAUUAUUUUGAUGUUUUGUCAUUAUCAGGAAGGUAUAAGUUCUUUUCAACAUAAGGCAACACUAAAUGACACCAUCAUAUGAACAUUAAACAUCAUAAUGAAAUACAUCUUUGGGUCCGUUUAAUAGCCCCAUAAGCACUCAUUUAAUAAAUCACCGCCAUUAUCACGGGAGUCUCUUGUCGUGCUUUAAUAGAGUUCUUCCGAGGUCCCGCCGUAAAGCUAAUGACUUAAGUUACAAGAAAGGUUUAAUUAAGAAAAAUAUGGGAGCAGCAUUUAUCACACACCAGAGCAACAGUACGGAACGCUCUGAUUUAAGGCGGCCUGAAUGUGCUAAUUGCAUUCUUUAUUUAUUAGUCCUCUAUUGUUUGGGGUUUGCGGAUGCUCAGUACCGGAAGAUUGGUGUUUGUGUCGCUGCUAUUGUUAAGGCAUGUUGCCGCUGAUAUUCUAGUGAGGCAUGAAUAAUUCGAUGAAACUGAGACGUGGAAUGGAAAGAAUGACAGACCCCGGAAUGCAAACGACAGAAAUGACGGACAAGCACAUAUUUGUCCCAUAUGAUGUUGGUCUGAUUAGAGCCAAUAACCUUGAGCCUUAAACAUUCUUAACAUGCUAAAUAAUUGCAUAAUUUCCCACACAGAAAACUUUUUAGAUAUUCCAGAAUCUGCACCUAUUCCAGCUGUAUUUCCCUUGAUUUGUGUUUCCUGACAAAACGGUCUGUUUUUAUUUAUUCCACCCACGGCCACUCUGCUGUGAUUGGUCACAUGCCCAAUGUGCUUCCUAACUAUGAAACAUAUAAUUUCAAAAAAGUAAUUAUAUUUACUGGUUACUUACCUCAAAGUAAGUUAACUAUAAGAAAAUUACUCAUUUAUGAAUGUAAUUAUUGCAUAACUUAAAGGGGACAUUUCAUUCAUUCAUUCAUUUUCUACCGCUUAUCCUAACGAGGGUCGUUGGGGUGCUGGAGCCUAUCCCAGCUGUCUUCUGACAAGAGUCAGGGUACACCCUGGACUGGUGGCGAGCCAAUCACAGGGCACAUAUAGACAAACAACCAUUCACACUCACAUUCAUACCUAUGGACAAUUUGGAGUCGCCAAUUAACCUAGCAUGUUUUUGGAAUGUGGGAGGAAACCGGAGUACCCGGAGAAAACCCACGCAUGCAUGGGAAGAACAUGCAAACUCCACACAGAGAUGGCCGAGAGUGGAACUGAACCGGUUCUCCUAGGUGUGAGGUCUGCGCACUAACCACACGGCCGCCGUGCAGUAAAGGGGACCUAUUAUACCAAUUUUUCAACCCUUUCUAAUUGUGACUCCUAUAGAGCAGCGACACACAAUAACCCACACAGAAAACUUUUUAGAUCUUCCAGAAUCUGCACCUAUUCCAGCUAUAUUUCUUUUGAUUUGUGUUUCCUGCCAAAACGGUCUGUUUUUAUUUAUUCCACCCACGGCCACUCCGCUGUGAUUGGUCACAUGCCCAAUGUGCUUCCUAACUACGACCCAUAUAAGGAAGUUCUCACAUCUGUGACAUCACAAAGGGGCAGUUUUACCACGCCUUUUGAAACCGAGCGUUUUGAGCUAUCCCAAAAUUUUUUCAGGGCUCACUUUUUCCAAAUACACAAAACUCAUUAUCUGAAACUUUGGCAUCGUUUAACACAAGAAUACAACAUCAUAACUACAUUUAUAGGUCAGAAAAGUGGAAAAGGCAUAAUAGGUCCCCUGUAAAAAAACAUUAAAAUAUCAGUGAUAGAUAUCAGUGCAGAAAGAUCGACGUGUUUGAAGUUUGGAAUAGUGAUUAAUUCGAUUACCAAUUAGUGAAAAACAAUAACACUGUUACUCCCAACACUGGAAAUAAGACAAGCAAUGGAGGCAGCGACUUUACAGCUAUUUUUAAUUGCUUCAGAGGAAAACGGUGAGAUUCAUGCACUGAUGUUGCUUUUUUGUCAACACUCAAACACCUAACAAAAGGCCUAAUUAAUGUAUAAAAGUUUUAUUACUUUGAUGAAAUUCCUGUUUGUUUAUGAUUUAUACUUUCAAUAGUACUGGUUAGAAUCCCUGCAUCAGUAAACAUGAUGCUAAUGCCAGUGGCUAGCAGAAUACUGUCAAAACAAUGAAGUAGCCGCACUAGCAUCUUUGACAGCUGGCAUUUCCCUAAGCCUCCUUGAUUAUAUGUUAAAAACGUUGCUUUCAAUUUCAGCCUGGGGUCUGUCAUUCCAAUUUCUGUUAACAUUACAAUGAAAAACUAUCAAAAGCGGUUAUGUAUUUGUCGAAUUUAAGGGUGCCAUUAGGAUACGGGACGCUCGAUCACAUGUUCCAUGAUGAAAGUUGAUAGUUCAAACUCACAAACAAAGUGCAAUCAUUCAAUAUGUUGAGGCAUGAGAUUGUUUUCUACAGUGGAAGAAUCCAAGAAGGAGUUUUUUUAUACAUAUUAUCAUUUCCAACUACUGUGUAGUUGCAGUAUUGAUUCUUACGUUUGAUUAGCUCUUAGCUUGAAGCAUACGUUGGCAUGACAGCUUCAUUUCUCUUGCUCAUUUGGUUAACAAACACACCAGAACAUCAGAGCAUGCACUGUUGUGUUAACUACUGUUCAACUCUUAGAUUCAUGUCUAUUUUUAUAUUAAACCUUUUGGAACGGAGUGUUUAUUCACAGGCCAGGCCCCCCGCCCCCACCGGGGUCAGUUCUGACAUUGUCAACCCGGAAAGCGGCGACUCCUGGUGGUUGUCUUUCACGAUAUGGCUUUGUCAGACGCAAUACGAGGACGCCCGAUCUUAAAUCAAGGUGACGUUUGGUCAGAGUCAAAUUGAGAUUAAACUGUGGCGACUGUGACGCUGUCACCACAUAUAAACAUAUUUCAAAAUGUCAAACACAUCGUAUGUGUAGCUGUAUUUUGUUGUUUGGUUAAAACAAAAAAUAAAAACAUUUUUUUCUUCUUUG